AGUUAUCAAUUUAGUGACUAGCCAGACUUCAGAGUGGUUGGGUUGUUGUCGGUAAUCGUGUGGAGAAGUGCACCCGAAAUGGAACUAUAUUUAAUUAUAUUAAUAGCGUGUUUAGUGGCGAGCGCUUCUCCGAAUUUCGAUUUGUUUGUAAGAGGCGAAGAGAGCAAUGCUGUGUACGGUUACCAAUGUCAGAAGAGCAGGUGCGUAAAAAUCGAACUUACAGAGAGCAAUAUAGAGUACGCUAUCAGUUUACCGGUGUGUCGUUUGCUCUGCGGAGAAGCAAAGGUGGCAACUGUUUGGCCAAAACCAACGGGAAUAGUACACACUGAAAAUUUCCUUCAACACAUAGAUGUCAACACAAUCGCGUUUGAAUUUCCCAAACUCACCAAACAGCAAUCGCUUUGGGAGGCGAGCAAAAGUAGAUUUUUGCAGCAAUUAAAGUCACAAGAGAUCGGCACUGUAAAGGCCGGUGGCGCCAAGUUAACUGUGAUUAUUGAGUUAGGAACGGAUAUCGAUGAACUUCCUCGCAUAACGCUCGACACUGACGAAGGCUACAAAUUGUUGAUCGCCCUAACAAAAGAUAACGGCAGCAUUGUAAGAAUCCAUAGUAAUACCUAUUUCGGUGCACGGCAUGGUUUGGAAACACUUUCACAGUUAAUUGUCUAUGACGAUAUUCGACGUGAGCACCAAUUGUUGACCAAGGUGGAAAUUGAGGAUGCACCAGUGUAUAAAUGGCGCGGUAUAUUAUUGGAUACAUCGAGGCAUUUCUAUUCUGUGGAUGCCAUAAAACGUACUCUUGAUGCGUUAGCAAUGGUUAAACUAAACACCUUUCAUUGGCACAUCACAGAUUCUCAAAGUUUUCCACUGGAAGUCAAAUCUCAUCCAGAGCUUCAUAAACUCGGUGCUUAUUCACCGAAUAAGGUUUAUACACAUGAACAAAUAUCUGAAAUCGUACAGUAUGGACUUGUCCGAGGCAUUCGCGUAAUGCCGGAAUUUGAUGCGCCUGCGCACGUUAGUGAGGGUUGGCAACAUAAAGGUGUUAUUGCCUGUGCAAAUUAUCAACCUUGGAGAAGUUAUUGUGGGGAACCACCUUGUGGACAAUUCGAUCCCACUGUAGAGCAGUUAUAUCCUAUUUUAGAAGACAUUUAUCGUGAAAUAUUUCAAUUAUUCACUCCAGAUGUUUUCCAUAUGGGCGGUGAUGAAGUAUUGUCAAAAUGUUGGAAUGCGAGUGAAGGUAUCCGUAAUUGGAUGCUGUUAAAGGGUUGGAAUUUGGAGGAGGAUGAUUUCCAUCGGCUUUGGGGAUAUUUCCAAGAGAAAGCACUUGAAAGAGUGGACAGUGUUUCUAAUGGCUCUAAACCAUUAAUUACACUAUGGACCAGUAGUCUGACGAAAGAACCAUAUAUUGAUGAAUAUUUGGACAAAUCCAGAUACAUUAUACAAAUAUGGACACGCGGCACGAGUAGCGACAUUUUGCCAAUUUUAAAACGUGGUUAUCGUGUUAUUAUUUCCAACAAUGACGCUCUAUAUUUCGACUGUGGCGGUCCCAGUUGGGUUGGCAGUGGAAAUAACUGGUGUUCACCCUACAUCGGUUGGCAGAAAGUCUAUGACAACAAUUUGGACCUUAUCGCAGAGGGCUACAAAAGUCAAGUUUUAGGCGCUGAGGCAGCAAUUUGGUCGGAGCAAAUCGAUGAGUACACGCUAGACUAUCGGUUAUGGCCACGUUCUAGUGCAUUAGCAGAGCGAUUGUGGUCAAAUCCCGCUGAAGGUUGGCGCGACGCCGAAUCCCGAAUAUUACUACAUCGUGAACGGUUAGUAGCAAAUGGAAUACACGCAGAGGCGCUUCAACCAGAAUGGUGUUUACAGAAUGAAAAUGAAUGUCCAGUAAAUAAGAGUUGAAAAUGUAGUAAAUACACACGCAAUCAUAAUUCUACUUAAAUUUUCGAAUACUAUGCCAUGAAUAUAUAUUUUUGAGACAAA
Molecule: messenger RNA, 1977 nt
Organism: Bactrocera neohumeralis
Lineage: Eukaryota; Metazoa; Arthropoda; Insecta; Diptera; Tephritidae
Product: chitooligosaccharidolytic beta-N-acetylglucosaminidase-like
Exons: 3
Coding region: 79-1896 (605 amino acids)
Biological process (GO): ganglioside catabolic process; carbohydrate metabolic process; glycosaminoglycan metabolic process
Cellular component (GO): membrane
Molecular function (GO): beta-N-acetylhexosaminidase activity
Source: RefSeq, a predicted model, not a curated record